UGCUUUCUUUACCUGGGACCUAUCUGAAUGCAUGGCCAGUCUGAACUCAUCUUGGGACAGUGAUUUCCUCCUUGCUCGGGGUACUUGGGGAACAUAGAGGAAUGUGCUGGUUUAUAAUAGAUAUGGAGCCCUAGGCCUGUGUCCUAUCAGGUGCUGAGCGUGCCUCCACAGACCCGCCCAAUAGAAAAUUGUUGUGGAAAACCCAAUGGUGAAUAUAAAAUAUAUAAGUAGUUUUAUCACUUGACCUAGUAAUUCAGCUUCCAGAAACUUCUCUAGUGUUCCUAUGGUUUUACAGUUUUAGAUAAUAUUACCUUCUUGUAAAAUGAGUCACAAAUUCAGAUGCAUCCUCAUUGUUUAGUUAAAUUGGAUUCCUGGAGUCAAAACAAACUUCUUUUCCACAAGGUUGUUUGACUUCAGGAUUCUAUUUUUCUUUUCUGUGAUUUAAUUAUUUUGUGUAUCUUCUCAGGAUUCCCACCUUCCAGUAUAAUUUUUAUACCCCUGCACCACAUCUACAUGUAGAUUUCAGGAUAUUUAUGAGAUAACCCUUGGGCCUAUAGAAAUUCAAUAGCUGUAGCCAGGAGGUUUGACUCAUGCCUUUAAUUCCAGUACUCAGGCUGCACGGGCAGGUGGAUCUCUGUGAGUUAGAGGCCAGUCUGAUGGGUCGAGGCCAGCCAAGUGGACAUAGAAAGAUCCCAUCUCAAAAUACAUAAAUAAAAAUGAAAUAUAAAUAAAUAAAUAAUUAGUGCUAUGAUGAUUAGUAUUCUCCUGCCUCAGUUAUGAUUACACCCAAUCCUCACAUAUAUUACUCUAACCAUCCUGAAGCCAUGUCCAAUCUCAGCUGUCAUGAUAUUAAGAAGUACUGGUUCAUUAUUAUGAAUAUGAAAUUAGGAGCAGUUUACAGGCACUGGGAUUGUGUUGAGGUUCAGAGCGCUUGCUGCUCUUGCAGAGGACCUGGGUUUAGUUUUCAGCAUGCUGGCUCACCAACAUCCCUAACUUCAGUUUCGGGGAUCCCUCUUCAGAACUCCAUGAGCACCAGUCCCAUGUGUGGUACCCACACAUAUGUGAACCAAAACACUACUUUUUAAAAAGCUACAGUUUUCAGGGUUUUGACGGAAGCUGUUAAUCAUUAUUUUACAAGCUAAUUGUAAGUGAAAGAUGACUGCAAAGCAAAACAAAUUUCUAAACUUUCUACUUUGAUUUUUGCCAGGAUGGCAAACCAUGAUAAACUCGCCCAUGAGGGAAAGAAAGCUCAUCAUGUCGGUGAAAUGGUACUUCCUUCAGCUGUAGGGUAAUGGCUGUGCUGCACGGUGUUCUGUCCAGAAUGGUCCCCACAUCAGGGCAGAUCUCUGCCAUUGAGCUGCGACCCAGCACUUCCCCAUACUUUUGUGAAGUUGCUGAAAAAUUAACACCAGUUAUUUUUUCAACAGUGAUGCUAAGAAGAACAUCAUAGGUGCAGAAGCUUAAGUCAAACGCUAACAGAUUGAAUUCUGCCCUAGAAAUAACAACAGAGUGAUGGGUGUGCCCAUGAUCAUGGGUACUUGGGAGCCUGCGGUGGGAACAAGGUUGGAGGCCAGAAUUCGGGUAAAUCUGGGCAGAGAGAAGAGGAAGACAAAGGAACAAAACUGCCUUAUUCCCUCAGGAAGCAUUAAACAAACAAUAACAACAACAAUGAAGCAAAACCAGAACUCAUGAAGGUUAAGUAUGUAUCCAGGAGAAGCCACAUUCGGCGCUGAAGGAACUCUUAUCCUUGCAGGGCUCCUGCUCUGGAGGAGGCUGCACAACGUGAAAUUCCCUCUCUUGACCAAAAAGGACUUCAAGCAACUAGAUUCCAGCACAAGAAUCUUUGGCUCCUUGGCAUCUCCACAGCCUCUUCUCCCAAAGCACAGACUUCUGGGGACCUGGAUGCUGCAGGAGUUUGAAAGCAGAAAGUGUCAAAAAGCGGUUGAGAAGUUAUUGAAAGAAACAAUGCCUGCAAAGAGCCCAAUGUCGGUGAAAGAUGUGGACCCACAGACACUCACAGAGCCCUCUGGUCAACUCUCGGGAAAUGUUCUCCAGAGAAGACUGCCUGCCAAAUCAGGACGUUUGAAAAACUCAAGGAGAGCAAGUGCUCCGAAAAUGAGCAUCAGCAUUGACCAGGAGACGGACUAUGCCGAAGUGGUUCUGUCUGUAGGAGAAAUCACACAGGGAGAGGAGAUUAGGAGGACAAUGAACAAUAAAGAGCUGAAAGCAAGAGAGGCCCACAAUAUCUCACAGGCUGUGUGCACUCUGCUGAAUUCUGGAGGGGGCGUGGUCAAGGCUCGCAUUAAGAAUUCUAAUUACAGCCUCAUCAGAGAUGGUGUAGGACUGGAUUUGGAAGAUUCUUUUCGUGAAAUUGUUCUAUUUCCUCAUAAAUACCGAGACUACAUGCAGAACAAAGGGUACUUUUUAAUUUUUGUGAAACCGUGGGUCCCGGAUAUCUCUGGUCAGCGAGUCCUUACCUUGAAAACCAAUUUCUAUGUGAGAAAUUUGUCAACUUCAUAUGAAAUGAAAGGUCCUGAUGCAGUGAAGUUCCUCAAAGACAAGAAGAACUCUGAAGGGAGAUCGUGUUCAAGACAGAGCUUGCCUGCAUCAUGUGACUCUGAUGAAUGCCUUGCCACGUUUUUUAACAGAGAAAAGUUGACCCUGGGGGAGACAUUCUAUUUCACUGAAUCCAAACAUGCAGAAGUUAAAAUGUCCCCUAAAGAAAAAAUUCUGGAGGUUUUCCCUAAAACUGUUUCUGCAUUUGCAAACACUGAUGGGGGAUAUUUUUUCAUUGGUUUAGAUUUGAAAAAA
Molecule: messenger RNA, 2811 nt
Organism: Alexandromys fortis (reed vole)
Lineage: Eukaryota; Metazoa; Chordata; Mammalia; Rodentia; Cricetidae
Product: ribonuclease SLFN12-like
Exons: 4
Source: RefSeq, a predicted model, not a curated record